AUUACGCCCCAGUGCUGCUCGCCGUCGCGCGUCCUCAAGAUCAUCAAGCCGGUUACGCCUUCCCCCUCCAAAUAAUCCACCAUGGGUCGCAUGCACGCUCCCGGCAAGGGCAUUUCUGGCUCUGCCCUUCCUUACCGCCGCGCUCCCCCGGCGUGGUUGAAGACGACCCCGGAGGACGUCGUCGACCACAUCACCAAACUCGCGCGCAAGGGCAUGACCCCCUCCCAGAUCGGUGUCACCCUCCGCGACGCGCACGGCAUCCCCCAGGUCCGCUUCGUCACGGGCAACAAGAUCCUCCGUAUCCUCAAGUCCCAAGGACUUGGCCCAUCCAUCCCUGAGGACCUCUGGUACCUCAUCAAAAAGGCGGUCGCCGUCCGCAAGCACCUGGAGACCAACCGCAAGGACAAGGACUCCAAGUUCCGCCUUAUCUUGAUCGAGUCGCGUAUCCACCGUCUUGCUCGCUACUACAAGACGAAGCAGCAGAUCCCGCCGACGUUCAAGUACGACUCGGCUACCGCGUCGACCCUCGUCGCGUAAGCCAGUCACUUGCAGGUGGUGGUUUGGAGGAUGUAGCGUCUAUGUCGUCUACCCAUGUAUCCUUGUACGUUCUGUUCUAUGCACCUAUGCAGCAUGCCCA
Molecule: messenger RNA, 637 nt
Organism: Schizophyllum commune H4-8
Lineage: Eukaryota; Fungi; Basidiomycota; Agaricomycetes; Agaricales; Schizophyllaceae
Product: 40S ribosomal protein S13
Exons: 4
Coding region: 82-537 (151 amino acids)
Biological process (GO): translation
Cellular component (GO): ribosome; nucleolus; cytosolic small ribosomal subunit
Molecular function (GO): structural constituent of ribosome; small ribosomal subunit rRNA binding
Source: RefSeq, a predicted model, not a curated record